Striga asiatica is the source of this 447-nucleotide messenger RNA. NCBI's taxonomy places the organism in Eukaryota, Viridiplantae, Streptophyta, Magnoliopsida, Lamiales, Orobanchaceae. The record is from the annotation of a GenBank genome assembly.
AUGGCAUUAGAAACAGCUUCACUACCUCAAUCUCCUGUUGCUAUCACCAAGGACGAUUUCGAAUGGCUGGAAAUGGCCGAAUUCGACACGAAUGCUAUACACGAGCUGCUUUACGAACCCACAGAGGAAACAGGUAAUGGUGGAAGUGAAACCCUCAUGCAAGAAGCAAAUACGAGCAAAACGGGUCUCGAUAAGGGCUUACCAGGCGAGAGUUACUGGUGGCAAGACGAGAUUAAGGAGCUCGAAAAAUUCGAUUGGCCGAGUAUGGUGGGACGAGAAACACUGGAACAGUGCAACGAUAUGGUAGGAGAUUGGUACGGUGAUUCGUGUGUGGAAGGCAUUAAUGAUUUUUUUGAGAUAGGGGAUUAUUCGUUUUCUUCGCACAAUGCGAAUUUGUAUGAUGAGAUUGGGUACAUUGGGUUGUGGCAGGAGAAUUAUGAUUUAUGA